This is a messenger RNA of Triticum dicoccoides, 905 nucleotides long. Its product is annotated as frataxin, mitochondrial-like. The transcript has 5 exons. Gene Ontology annotation, biological process: intracellular iron ion homeostasis; iron incorporation into metallo-sulfur cluster. The record is from RefSeq and is a predicted model, not a curated record. Gene Ontology annotation, molecular function: 2 iron, 2 sulfur cluster binding; ferric iron binding; ferroxidase activity. Gene Ontology annotation, cellular component: mitochondrion. Lineage: Eukaryota; Viridiplantae; Streptophyta; Magnoliopsida; Poales; Poaceae. The coding region runs from base 78 to 662 and encodes 194 amino acids.
GCGCCUUCGACCAGGCCGAGUUGAGACGGUCCACGACACACUCACGCAUCUUCUCCAUCGACGGCGCGCCGGCGGCGAUGGCGGCGCGGAAGCUCAUCCUCUGCUUCACAGCAGCAAGGCGAGCCAGUUCUCGGGCCUCUGUAUUCCUCCGGGCCUCACCCCUCCUGGAAGCCUCCACUUCUGCCUCCCACGCCACCGCCGCCGCGACGAAGGGAUCGCCGUGGGCACUGCUCUUCUCCUCCAGGGUCUUCUCGUCGACCCCUCCGGCUCAACAGUCCGCCGGAGAUGUGCCCGCCCCAUCCGCGGUGGACCACAAGUUGAUAAUGCCAGAGGAUAAGUUCCAUAAAUUAGCAGACGAUACAAUACAUGAUUUACUUGAAAAACUUGAGGAAUAUGGUGAUUCUCAGCAGAUGGAUGGCUUCGACAUAGAUUACGGGAAUCAAGUUCUAACACUGAGGCUAGGCGAUUUGGGGACCUAUGUAGUAAACAAGCAAACACCAAACAGGCAAAUCUGGCUAUCUUCGCCUGUGAGUGGGCCUGCUAGGUUUGACUGGGAUGCAGCAACAGACAGUUGGGUUUAUAGGCGGACUGGAGUAAAUCUCAUGCGGCUUCUAGAGAAGGAGAUCGGUGAGCUCUGUGGAACUCCAGUAGACCUUUCAUAAAGGGAUAGGAAAAUGCCACAUAGCUAAGUUUGAGGGGGCAGACAACAUUUCUCGGCGAAGUAAACGAGAUGACAUCUUUUUAGUAUGUUGAUUCUGUCAAGUAAACCAAAGGAGUUGUUGUACUGCACUUUUUUGCACGAAAUGUUCUAAUGGGUUGCCUAAUAAGUCGUCUGGCUUUCGUCGAUGGCGGGACAUAGGCCUGUGAUACUUCAUGUUAUAUAAUCAACCGUUUGCGUGCUGUGA